UCGUCGUCGUCCGUCGUCCGUCGUCCGUCGUCCGUCGUCCGUCGUCCGUCGUCGUCGUCGUCGUCGUCGUCGUCGUCGUCGUCGUCGUCGUCGUGUCGUCGUCGUCGUCGUCGUCAUCCGUCGUCGUCGACGUCGUCGUCGAGCUGCUGCGGCCGCAGCACGGGCCACGCCCGGCAUGGCGGCCGGCGGCGCGACGAGCAGCCCUGCCCUGCCCGCCGGCAGCCUGCGGCGGGCGCAGACGGCGAGCGCCCACUCCACCCCCUGCUCCAGGCAGCCCCUCCUCUCGGCCGAGGAGCGCAGCGGCUUCCUGUCGAAAAGGUCGCACACCGUGGAGAUCGGGAACCUGCGGCAGCAGCUGGAGCAGCAGGGUUCGGGCGUCUUCGGCAUCUGGGGGGGCCUGGCCCUGCAGCGCUCCGCCAAGGUGUUGCCGUCCCCCAGCGGGGGCGACAGGGCGCAGCUGCUGAUGAGGCACGGCUCGGUCCUGGACGCCCUGGAAGCGCUGCCGGCCGAGGGCAGCGAGGAGAUCGACGAGCAGGGCGUCCUCACAGAGCGGGAGGCCAUCUCCUCCAUUAGCAACGUCCUCGUCGGCUGCGCCAUGCUGUCGAUGCCCUUCGCGUUCCGUGCGGCAGGCUGGUCGGCCGCCGUCGUGCUUACCGCGGUGUCUGGCCUGAUGCUGCUCACUGGCCUCCUCAUCGGGUGGGGUUUCGAUGCAACCGAGGCUCGGUUCAGGGACGACAAGGUGCCGAUGCAGUCCCGCGACUUCGCGGCGCUCGCGUACCUGGCCUUCGGGCCCCGGGGGCAUGCCCUCAUUGGCAUAAUCUUCACCGCGGAGCUAUGGAUGGCCCUCGAGGCGUUCUUCGUGAAUAUUGGCAUCAACAUGAACAUACUGACUGGCGUGUCUGCCUCCUGGUGCAUCGUGGGCUCUGGCAUCCUAGCGUUCAUAAUGCUGUACACGCCAAUGAAAGUUCUGGCGUAUAUCUCGAUGGUCAGCAUAUUCGCGAUCUUCGGUGCGUCGGGAUCCUUUGUCGCAACGGGCGGGCUGCUCCUGCAAGAAGGCCGCUGUCCAGACUACCAGACGUACCACUCAGAUCUCAACGCGGGCGGCCUUCUGACAGCCAUGGGCCUCAGCAUCUAUUGCUUCGCGGGGCACCCCUGUCUCCCGUCAGUAUAUUGGAGCAUGCGAGACCGUUCGAAGUUUAGCCGCGCCUGUGUGGGAGGCUUCGCUUACGCGUUUGUCUUCUAUCUGGGUGUCAGCGUCUUGGGCUUCUAUUCGGCGGAUUUUUUCGGCGACUUUGUCCAGAACCCUUUCACGUCAAACAUUGGCCAGGACCUGCAGGGCGGUCGCAUUCGGGUCGGACGAGAAGGGGGGAAAGGGAGAGAUAGGGGGGAUCUCAGCUGAUUUCG
Messenger RNA from Prorocentrum cordatum, 1404 nucleotides. NCBI's taxonomy places the organism in Eukaryota, Dinophyceae, Prorocentrales, Prorocentraceae. The record is from the annotation of a GenBank genome assembly.